Molecule: messenger RNA, 6687 nt
Organism: Drosophila virilis
Lineage: Eukaryota; Metazoa; Arthropoda; Insecta; Diptera; Drosophilidae
Gene: Nup98-96
Product: nuclear pore complex protein Nup98-96
Biological process (GO): post-transcriptional tethering of RNA polymerase II gene DNA at nuclear periphery; RNA export from nucleus; protein import into nucleus
Cellular component (GO): nuclear pore cytoplasmic filaments; nuclear pore
Molecular function (GO): structural constituent of nuclear pore; RNA binding
Source: RefSeq, a predicted model, not a curated record
CAGUCAACAUAGUCACAUAGUGAAAAAUAUUCGGCGCGCCAUUUCCGUGUUUGUGCUCCCAAAACAACUUUUAGCAGACUAGACAAAAUUGCAAUAGUCGGCAUUGUUUAACGAUCACCGGUUAGCCAUUUUGCUUGCCUGCCGCACUCAAAAGCAACGCCUAAACAAAUAUAUAUACACACACACACAUAUAUGUAUAUUUAUUUGCACAACGCGAGCUCGUGUUGCAACCAUUUGUGAAAUCAUUGCAAAGUUUGUGAGACAACGCGAGCAGAAUUUGACGAUUAGCGAAAAGUGUUGUAUGUUUGUGUGUACGAACAGUUAGCCGGUGGAUCAAUCAAAAUGUUUGGCGGCGCUAAACCCACAUUCGGCGCCGGUGCCGGCACCACGGGCUUCGGCACGUUCAGCAACAGCGCCGCGGCAACGCCUUUUGGACAGUCGGCAUUUGGGAAGCCAGCGACGCCCGCGUUUGGCGGCACGCCCGCCUUUGGCGCCCAGCAGACGCAGCCAUCGAUGUUUGGCAGCGCGACGGCCACAAGCCAGCCCACUGGCGGCCUGUUCGGUGGCGCAGGCACAACCAGCGCAUUCGGUGGCACCACCACAGCGCCCACAUCAUUUGGAGCAUUUUCGCAGGCUCCGCAGACCUCCAACAUAUUCGGCUCGACGCAGGCGGCGCCGAACACCUCGCUGUUCGGCCAGGCCGCAACCAGCGCCUUUGGCGCCGCAAAGCCAGCUACGAUGGGCAUGAGCAGCUUUGGACAGACGCCGGCAGCGCAGCCGCUAUUCGGGCAGCAGGCAGCCGCGUCGAGCACAUCGGGCUUUGGCAGCUUUGGUCAGGCGGCGCCCACCACAACGAAUGUGUUUGGCAGCGGCGCCGCGUCGGCGUUCGGACAGCCGCAGGCGGUGGCAGUGGGCGCUGCGGGUGGUGUUAAUCCGGGCACCUCGCUGGUCAAGUACCAGCCCACCAUUGGCACGGACACGCUGAUGAAGGGCGGCCAGCCGAACAAUGUGAAUACCAAACAGCACUGCAUUACCGCCAUGAAGGAGUACGAGAUGAAGUCACUGGAGGAGCUGCGCAUGGAGGACUAUCUCAGUUCGCGUAAGGGUCCUCAGGCGGGCAGUGCUCCGGGUGCUUUCGGUUUUGGCAGCCCCGCAACUGGCGCGCAGCCCGCAGCCGGCGGUCUGUUUGGCUCGCCGGCCCAGCAGCAGCCCAGCACGGGACUCUUCGGACAGGCGGGCACGGAGAACAAGAGCCUGUUCGGCAGCUCAGCCUUUGGACAGCCGGCAGCAACGAGCGCCUUCGGUGCACCAGCCCAGCAGAAUAAUUUCAUGCAGAAGCCGUUCGGUGCCGCGCCGACCAGUGCAUUUGGCACAACGACAGCGGAUGCCUCAAAUCCGUUCGGCGCCAAGCCCGUGGGCUUUGGCCAGAGCGGCGGCAGCAUGUUUAGCCAGGCGGCUGCCACGAGCGCUGCCCCGGCCUUUGGACAAACCACCAGCGGCUUUGGCGGCUUUGGCAGCACCGCGGGAACUACUACCCAACAGACGCCACUAUUUGGACAAACAAAUGCUACGGAUCCCAAUAAGCCCGCCUUUGGUCUGGGCGCGACUGUCUCCGCAGCCAAUACGGGCUUUGGCGGAUUUGGUGCGCCGGCAACUAGCACCGCAGGCGGCGGUCUCUUUGGCUCCAAGCCAGCUACCAGCUUUGCGACACCUGCUUUUGGCGCCAGCUCCACGGCAAACACAGGCUUCGGCAACUUCUCGCUGAGCAAUACCAAUGCGGGCAGCGGCGGCGGUCUAUUCAACUCCCAGCUUAACAAGCCGGCCACCUCGGCGUUUGGCGGCUUCGGUGGCACCUCGACGGCGCCGCUCAACUUUAAUGCCGGCAACACGGGCGGCUCCAUCUUCAGCAAUGCCACCAAGCCCGGCGGUCUAUUUGGCGGCACCUCCACACUGGGCACGGGCACGGGCACAGCUAUCGGUGGUGGCGGCGGACUCUUUGGCACUAGCGGCACGGGCGGUGCCUUCGGUUCGUCGCUGGGCGGUGGUUUCGGUAACCUGGGCGGCGGCAAUAUGGCGUUGUCCGGCAUGGGCGGACUGGGCGCGGCGCCGGCUCAGGGCGUGGUGGUGGUGCCCAUACAUCAACAGAUUCUCUCGAAGGUGACAUCGCCGUACGGCGACACGCCCAUUUUCAAAGAUCUGAAGCGCAGCGAUGAUGUGGACGCCACGCGGGCCACAAAUCCCGCCGCACAGCAGGCGGUGCUGGACAUGAACAGCAACCAGUUUAAGAUCACCAACAAGGAGAGUCCGGCCAGCAUUCGUGUCAAGGCGCUGAGCAACUCUAAGAAUCGCAAAUCCAUGUUCGAAGGCCUCGAGGAGUUCGAUGCCAGCGUGGAGGGCUUUAACCUCAAGCCAAACGUCAAGCGGCUGGUGAUAAAGCCCAAGGUGAAGACAACACCCAAUCCAGGCGAGGCCAGUACCAUGGCCAUGAACAAUAACAACAGCAACUCGGCAAUUGUGGGUGUAGUGCGUCCGCAACGUGAAUCCUUCAAUAAUGUUAUUCCCAACGAGCCAAUGCCCAGCGGCAGUGCCAACAGCUCGCCGGCAAUGCAGAAGGCGGAUCAGGACAGUAGCCGACGUGAGUCCUGGUUGCAUCCCAACAACUUGGCCAAGGUGCGUCAGCACAAUCUACAGUCGGGCAUGGAUCAGGCACCGCUAAACAGCACACUCACGGAGCUGGUGCCGCGCAAGCCGCUGGAAACCUAUAAGAGCACGCUGCCCACACGUCUCUCGGUGUCAACCAUACCGGAGAAUCCAUUCGAAGAUCAGUCCAGCAGCAUUGCGCGACGCGACACUUUCACCUCGGAGCAUGGCAACGAGAGCACACUCUCCAUUCGCUCCCAUGACUCGGAGCAACGUUUGGCCAUUGAGCCGCCAACUGAAGCUGAUGCCAAUGCCGAUGCCGACACGGAGCCGCAUCCAACGGGCAUUGUGUUGCGCCGCGUGGGCUACUACACCAUACCGCCAUUGGACGAUCUCAAGUCGUAUCUUGCCGAGGAUGGAUCCUGUGUGGUGCCCAAUUUCACAGUUGGUCGCGAGGGCUACGGCAACGUCUACUUUGGCAAAGAGCUUGACGUGGCCGGGCUCAAUUUGGAUGAGAUUGUACAUUUCCGCAACAAGGAGGUCAUCAUAUACCCGGAUGAUGACAACAAGCCGCCCAUUGGAAGCGGCCUGAAUCGUGAGGCUCAGGUUACUUUGGACCAGGUGUGGCCGGUGGACAAGACCAAACACGAGGCCAUCAAGGAUCCGCAGCGUCUGAUCGAAAUCGACUGGGAGGGCAAACUACGUCGCGUCUGCGAUAAGAACGCCACACGCUUCAUUGAAUACCGACCCGAGACUGGCAGCUGGGUGUUCCGUGUCAAGCACUUCUCCAAGUACGGUCUCAACGAUAGCGACGAGGAGGAUGAGGAGCUACCCACCGAUCCGAAAAAAGCCAAAAUGGUGGCAAUGGAUGCUCAACGCGCUGCUGCCACUGAUAAAAUGACUUUGACAUCGCUGCGCAAAGCGCAGAAGAUCUCCGAGGAGGCGGCACGUAGCAUGGAUCCCAAAUCAUUGGCCGCCGGCGUGGUCAGCGGCUUUCGGCCAAUGGACAACUCAGCAGAGUUUCUGAUGAUGGACAAGACGCAGUUCUUUCAAGCCGGCAGCGGCACGGACUUCUCCAUGUUCGAUGCGCCCCGUACUGUGACCAGCCCCACAGCCGCUCUGGCUCAAGAGGUUGUCGGCAAAGAGCCGCACAAAAUGCAACUGAUGAAAUCGUCCCUAUUUGUAGAGGAUCAAGGCAGCGACGACGAGAUGGAUACACAGCCGAUGCAUAAGCGACCGCAACUGAAACGCACUCAAAACCUGUUCUCACAGGAUACAAAUCUGUGGAAGGAUGCGGCUGCCUCGGAGACCUCAAGCGAAUAUGGACGACAAUCACCACUCUUAGCCGUAUCCUCUUCAGCUUCUGUAACUAGCAUAAUCCGCGAAUUGCAAUCGGAGGAGGCCUCAUCGCUGGCAGCCGAAAGCAUUAUUCCAGCUGAAACGAAGGCUCCAGCAGCGUCUUUGGGUGGCCUAAAGCCAUUCAAUUUUGUUAUCAAACCCAAAGUGGCACCCAUUAAAGUAUUCGCCACCACGGUGCCUUUGACGCGUUCCAUAACGAGGGGCCUCCACGAGCACUGGAUUGCGGAUCUGGGCUUCUACAAGGGACGAGCCUUCAAGCUAAGCUUUGGACCACAAAACACGCUGAUGGUGCCCAACACAUACAACAAUCUGCGCAGCGUGCAUGAGCUUAGUUCUAGGGCCUUGCCCGCAGCGCUUGUUUUUGAGCCGCGCGCCUCAAACGAUUUCUCGCCCAAUUUGCUGCAGCGCAUCAAAUUCAAUACAGUCGAUAUGUACGCAGAUUUUGCUGAAAGCAUUGUGCCACAUUUGCAAGUGCAGCUGCAGGGCUGCAGCUCGAAUCAGGUGGAGGGUAGCGACUGUCCCUGGCUGAAGUCGAGCAACGGAACACAACUGAUAGCCAAGCAUCUGGCCGAGGCCAUUAAGCUAAACAACACCAGCAGCAUGGCCAGCUAUGGAGUCUCCGUGUGGUCCCUUUUGUUCACACUGUGGGGUGAGCAUGAGGAGCUAAUCGGCCAGGACGUCAGCUCGCACUAUGUGGUCAUGUGCCGGCGCAAUCUGCUUUCGGAGUGGCUGGAAAACACGCUGGUCAGCAAGGAUCUGCUCUCAAAGAAGGUCAGCAGCAAUAGUUAUCUGGCGCAUAUGCUCGAGCUUUUGAGCUGCCAUCGUGUGACCGAAGCCUGCGAAUUGGCCUUCAAAUACGACGAUGCCAACCUAGCUUUGAUUCUGGCACAACUUAGCUCUGGCGCUGUGGUCCGCCUGCUCAUAGAAGAGCAACUCUUUGCCUGGCAGCAGAGCAAAUCGGAUAAGUACAUUAGUCUGGAGCGCAUUAAAAUGUUUAUGAUGGCCGCGGGCGUACCGCUGAUGCAAUCCUCACAUGGCCCCAUCAACCUGUUGGAGGAUGGUAGCUGGCUAACCGUAUUGGCACUGCAGCUGUGGUACUUUACGGCGCCCACCUCAACCAUAACUGAUGCCAUGCUGGAGUAUGACAAGGCUUUCCAGGCCGAUGAGCUUUACGCGGAGGAACCGAAGCCCAGCUACAAAGGCGCACCCUACUCCAGCAAGAGUCCUGUCUAUGAUCUACGUUACCAUCUGCUGCAGCUCUACUCGAAGCGUAAGCAUUCCCUGGAGCAAACAUUGAACCCAAUUACACACACCUCCGAUCCCAUGGACUUUCGGCUAAGCUGGAUGCUGCUACAAACCUUGGAGGCGCUGGGCUAUUGUCACUGCAGCUCGCUGGCAGAGGCGCAGCUACACGUUGAUUUUGCUAGCCAGCUGGAGAAUGAGGGUCUGUGGCAGUGGGCCAUAUUUGUGCAGCUGCAUAUCAAGGAUCGGAAUCAGCGCGAACGUGCUGUGCAGCACACACUGCAGCAGCAUGUCAGCAUAGACGCCGAUGUGCCCCUCAACGAGGAGGAGCAAUUCGUCAUAGAACAGUUGGGUGUGCCCGAGUCUUGGGUGGACUAUGCCAAGGCGCUGAAAGCGAGUGCCCAGAACCAGCGUCAUUUGCAGGCAAAAUAUCUGCUGAAGGCCAAGCACUGGGUACUGGCGCAUGAAGUCAUCUAUCAGUAUAUCGCACCAGAUGCCGUCAUUAACAGCAAACUGGAAUACUUAUACAAUUUGCUGAGUCAGUUUGAGUGUACGGACGGCAGCAAUGUCAAGGUGCCAAAUUGGACAAAUCAGGGUCAGAUAUUUCUGGAUUACAUUGACAUCAAUGAAAAGUUCAGGCAUAUACACAACGUCAGCUGCGUGGAGGAUAUACAUGCGCGCUGGGAAAACCUAAAGCCUCAGCUAAGUGAGAUAUGCUCGCGCAUCAGCCUGCUGCCAUGCCCCACAUCGAAGCAUCGUCUAUGCCAGAGUGAAAUAGCCAAGAGCUUGAGCUGCCUGGUGAAUGGCAUGUGCAUAGUUUGUCCGGAACUCGAGCCGUGUGUCGUUUUAAAAAUGGCUUUGGAACGCUUGCCCAUGCCCCAGGAGUUCUCCACCAAAGAGCUAAGCAAUCUGCUCGACGAGCUGAUGCACAAAAUACAGAACCAGCGGCCAUUCUCAGACUCAGAACCCGCGCCACUGCACACCACCGAGCGCAUAAUGAUGCAAACUUAAGCAAAUAGGAAAACAUCCAUAGAUAACUAAGCAGGGAAAAAGUGAAAAACAAAAGAUUUGUAGUUUAGCAAACAGUUUCAUUUAGAUUUAUCAAUAUAUCUAUAUAUAAAUAUGUGUAUUGCACUUAGAUGUUAGGUCCUAUCGCACACAAAAACAAGCAUUAGUAAUUAUUUAAAACAAACAAAAAAUCUAUAAAUACUUGUAUAAUAUGCAACGUUUCGUUACAAAGACAAACUUUCAAUUAUAUGAUGCGAUUAUUGUUAAUUUGUUUACCAUCUAAAAAAUUGAUCCAAUGUUUAUAAUAAUCUGCAACGUAUUCUUCAGAAACAAUAAAAUUAAUAUAGUUGUUUUGUGACUCAAAAAAUUGUUAAACUAUUAAGAUCCCCUCGACUAACAAAGUGCAUGUUUUAAAUGAAGGCGCCUUCCAAAAAGUUA